This is a messenger RNA of Ctenopharyngodon idella (grass carp), 4243 nucleotides long. Its product is annotated as immunoglobulin-like and fibronectin type III domain-containing protein 1. Gene Ontology annotation, molecular function: protein binding. The record is from RefSeq and is a predicted model, not a curated record. Lineage: Eukaryota; Metazoa; Chordata; Actinopteri; Cypriniformes; Xenocyprididae. The transcript has 22 exons. Bases 584 to 4243 code for a protein of 1219 amino acids.
UUGUAGACACUGGAUCUGUACUAUACUUAUGACACGCGUGACCUUACUAACGUGAUUACGUCAUGCGUGGCAGAUCGCAGAGCUAGUGCAAGACGAGCAUUCGUGGUUAAAAAGUAUAUACUUUUUUUUUUUUUUUUUAAGAAAAUAAAAGAUCGUUUCGCUAGAUAAGACCCUUAUUCCUCGUCUGGGAUCGUGUAGAGCCCUUUGAAGCUGCACUGAAACUGCAAUUUGGACCUUCCACCCGGUGAACCCCACUGAAGUCCACUAUAUGGAGAAAAAUCCUGGAAUGUUUUCCUCAAAAACCUUAAUUUCUUUUCGACUGAAGAAAGACAUAAACAUCUUGGAUGACAUGGAGGUGUGUAAAUUAUCAGGAAAUUUUAAUUCAGAAGUCAACUAAUACUUUAAAUUACCAUCAUCCACUACAGAUUAUUCAAACAAUCAAACAAACUAUCAAAUUUAUAGUAGCCUAAAUGUCUAAUGUCUAGAUUGUAAUUCUUUCUGUAAUAAACCUUUCAGCUUUACUAUUUCUGUUUGUAGACAAAACUGCAUUAAAUCCAAAUCCAGAGGAAAUAUCAUAAUCAAAAUGUGGAAGAAAUCAAAAGUAUCUGAUCAGACCGCAACUGGGCAAGUGGGCAUCAAAAAGAAAUCCAAAGUUCCAGGAGUCAUGAUCACACAGUUCAUAGAAGAACUUCCUGAGGGAAAGAGCCAUCCAGAUUUUAUCCGCAAACCUAUUUCUCUCACCAUUCAAGAAGGUAAAUUGGCUAUUUUCAAGGCCAUUGUAGUAGGUGAUCCCACUCCUACUGUAACAUGGGCAAGAAACAAUGGUGAUAUUUCAGAUCCAAAAAAAUAUCAAACCAAAUUUGACCCAAAUUCUCGUGAACACACUAUUGAGAUGCCAAAUGUUUCUCCAGAACAAGCAGACACCUAUAAAUGUUUUGCUACUAACGAAUUUGGAAAGGCUAUGGUCACUGUUAUCCUGAACAUCAUUGAAGUGGGUUUCAAGAAAAACAAAGCUAACCAGGAGUCCAUUGCAACUGAUCUGAAAGAGCUCAAGGCUGUCCUGAAAAGGAAAAGUAAGGUUCGCCCAAAAACCGAAGUAAGGAAAGAUGGUGAAAUUGACCCAAAGUUCUGGGAGAUUUUGCUGAGCUCCGAUAAGAAAGAUUAUGAGCGCAUUUGUGCAGAAUAUGGGGUGACUGACUUCCGCUGGAUGUUGAAGAAACUGAAUGAGAUGAAAAAGGAGAGAGAAAAAGAGCAAGCAGAGUUCAUCAAAAGCAUUUCCACCCUCAAACACAUUGAUGUGAAUCCUGAUGGAACUGCUUCUUUUGAACUUAAUCUUAACCUUCUAGACCCCAGCAGUAAGAUUUUCAUCUACAAGGAUGGUGAGAUGAUUCCAUAUUCUCAAGAUCUUGAUAUAGAAAUGAAACACAACCUGAAUCAAGUAGGCAAGAAAUACAUCUUCACAAUUAGGGACCUUGUCCCAGAUGAUGCUGGCCUUUACCAGUUGGACAUAGAGGACGUCAAUGUGUUUUCCACUGAAUUUAAGAUUCCAAUGGUGGACUUUCUGAUCAAGUUGAAGGAUGUGAAAGCCAUGGAGAGGGAGGAUGCUAUUUUUGAGUGUGUCCUCUCCAAACCUUUAUCUAAAAUCAUGUGGGUUGGAAAGAACAAUCGAUUAGAACAGGGAGAGAAAUAUGACAUCACUGUGUCCGAAGACAAACUGAUCCACAGGCUGGUGGUGAAGGACUGUAUGCAGGUGGAUAAAGGCAUCUAUGCGGCUGUGGUUGGAAUCAAAUCUUGUAACGCCUGGCUAAUAGUGGAAGCCGAUAACAAUCUGGAUUCUAAGGGCAAAAAGAAACCCCGAAAAACAACCCAAGCCGGAGGGGCAGGAGCUGAUUUGGCAAAGAUCGCUGCAGAGCAGCAGGUCAAGCUACAGAAGGAAAGAGAUGAGAGAAUUGCGGCUGUCAAAACAGCCAGUGCUGAGAAAGAGGCAGCAGGUGCGGUGGACAACAGUGCUUCUGCAUCGUCUUCUGCAGAGAGUUCUAGUGCUGAGAAAGAGGAAGCAGGUGUGGUGGACAACAGUGCUUCUGCAUCUUCUACUGGAGAUAGUUCUAGUGCUAAGAAAGAGGAAGCAGGUGUGGUGGACAACAGUGCUUCUGCAUCUUCUACUGGAGAUAGGUCUAGUGCUAAGAAAGAGGCAGCAGGUGUGGUGGACAACAAUGAUAGAACUCACUGCACCAGUGGAGAGUCAAAUGUACAUAUUGUCAGAGGCGAACCAGCAGAACUUGCUUGUAACCUAAGCACCAGCAAAGCAAACAGGGAUGGGGAGAAGUUGUACUCUAAAGUUGGAGAUAAACAAGAGUUAGUAAUACAAAGCUACAAAGAUUCAUCCUCAGGACAGAAUCGGGCUGAAGUGAUUGAGUGCAAGACUGACGCAAUGGAAACAGCUGGAGAUCUUCCUAAAUUUGACCCUGAUGACCUGCACAAGUUCUCCAAAAACGUGGUGGUUAAAGUGGGCCAAACUGCUUCCUUUAAAAUGCCAUUCCCACCUCAAGACUCAUCAGAGAUCAACUGGUUUAAGGAUGGCACAGAGCUUUUUGAUGGAGGCAGAAUAAAAGUAGUAAAGGAACUAAACCAGAGCCGCCUUCAGAUAAAAGAAUGCCUGCGAUCUUACUCAGGGGAAAUUAAGAUCCAGCUUAAAAACCCUUUUGGCACCGCAGAGGCCUUCUCUAGGCUUAUUGUGGUCGACAAACCAGGUCCACCACAAGGGCCAGUAGAAGUGACUGACAGCUCAUCUUCUGUCAUUGAACUUAAAUGGAAUCCACCAAGUGACACCGGUGGCUCUGAAGUGACAAACUACCUUGUUGAGCGUCAGCAGGUAGGGCAGAGUGUGUGGAAGAAGGUGUGGGAUAGUUCAGCCAACCGCCUGUCCUUUCGAGACAGAAAUGUGUCCCAUGGCAAGAAAUACAUAUACCGAAUCUACGCUGGGAACUCUGAGGGUAUCAGUGAUCCUCUGGAGACGGAAAGCAUCAUGGCUGGAACUCUGAUUUUCCCUGGUCAACCUGCCCCUCCUAAGGUGGUCGGCGUGUUCAAAAACUGUAUCAACCUAACAUGGACUCCACCAGAGAAAGAUGGAGGAACCAAAAUACUGGGCUACCAGCUGGAGAAACGCAAGAAAGAUACAAACCAGUGGGUGACUCUGAACCAAGUUAAUGACCCUAUUCAAGCUCUGAAGUAUGCAGUGAAGGAUGUCUCUGAGGGGUCAGAGUAUGAGUUCAGAGUAUCAGCCAUUAAUAUGUCUGGGGCUGGAGAACCCAGCGCUCCCUCUGUGAUGGUCUGUGCUAAAAACCCCAACAUCAGGCCCCGCUUCAAAGAUCCUAUAGACUUCAUGGUUGUGAGAGCAGGAAAUUCUAUCAGAAUCAAAGUCGAUUAUGAGGGCUCUCCACAACCUGACAUCACAUGGCUGAAAAAUGAUGAAUCUGUGUCCCCCUGGGUCAACAUCAUCAAUGUUGAGGACGCAUCCACACUCGUCAUCCCCUCGUCAAAGUAUUCAGACUCGGGUGUUUAUACCAUCAUGGCAAAGAACUCUAGUGGACAGUCCAGCUUUGACAUACAAGUCAGAGUAGCAGAUGAACCAAUGCCUCCAGGCCCAGUGGAGCUAGAACAGGUUGUUUAUGGUAAAGUCAUUAUCACAUGGGCUCCAUCUCCAGACCAGGGGAAAGACGAUCGACUGCACUACUUGGUGGAAGAACGUGAUUCCAACACACGUGUUUGGCACACAAUAGCUGACCGUCUGUUUUGCAACACUUAUACUGCCUCUGUCCACUCUGGUCGUGAAUACCACUUCAGAGUCUAUGCAAGAAAUGAUAUGGGAUUUUCUGAUCCAUCUAAAUCGCCAACGUGGGGGAUUAACGAGCUGAGAGUGCCACUAGUCAAAAGCUUACCGGUUCCGGUAACUCUUGAGAGGCCUCCUUCCAUCUUGGUUCCACUUAAAGUCCACAGCCCACCACAGGGAUAUCAGCUGUACAUGACCUGCGCUGUCCGUGGCUUCCCCACACCACAUGUCACAUGGUACCUCAAUGGCAACUGCAUCAACUCCAACAACACCUACUACAUCACAAAUGCAUAUGGCGUCUGCUCUAUGUACAUCAUCCGAGUUGGGCCAGAACAUAGUGGCGAGUACAGAGUGGUGGCGGUCAAUUCAUUUGGCAGAGCAGAAUGUUCCACCAAACUAAGAGUGAAAGAUUGA